AUGGAGUCGGUGGCAGCCGAAUGCACCGCGCUGAAGCGAGAAUACGACGCUUGCUUCCAAACUUGGUACAACACCGUGUUCCUGCAAGGUCGUGUCCAAGGCGCUGCGGAUGGCACUGCCAAUCGCCCCUGCCCCGAACUCUACCAGCGCUACCACGAUUGUCUACAGCUUGCCUGGCGCUGCCUAUUGCUGUGCCUCGUGCUGAGCGCGGCCAGCAGUUCACUGUUUCAUUCAGCACCCCAAACCCCUCUCUUUUCAGCGUGGCCUAACCACAAUGUGGCCAAUCUACACUUCUGGGUUGAUCUCUGCUCCAGCAGUCUCGAUGGCGUGCGCGCCCACCCACUCUUUCCCAAUCGCCCACACGGUGUACACACCGUACGCAAGUUGGACUUGCACUACGCCACUUCUAACUUUGCUCAGCGCAUCUUUGGCUUUCUCAACUUUUCGCUCCCCGGUACCUAUCAGCUAUCACUCAGCUGUCGCGGCUGCUGUCAACUUCGUCUCGCGACCAAUGCGCGCCCGGCUGAGAGCCGCUCCGCUGUUCACAUCUGCAACAGCAACCGGGACCGGUUUGAUGUGGAUCGCCAAAUCACCACCCUGAAUGUCAGCUCCACCGUCCAAGGCAAUCUCGUGUACUUUGACCUGCUCCAUCAACAGGGCAGCCAAGGUUCCGAUCACCUUCAGCUGGCCUGGCGGGCCAAGUCUUCAGCCACCAGCGUCUUUGCCAUUGUCGAUCACGAGAUGUUGCGGCCUCUGGCUGAUCCCUUUCAGCGUUCCGUCCUGCUUGACCCCGACGAUGCGCCGUGGCGCACGGCCUGGCAAGAAGAUGCAGAUGUCAUUGAUUUUUCCGCCAAUGCCGUAGCCACCGCGCUCAAUCAGUUGAAUGCGUCAGCCGUAACCAUUCCCCAAGAAGACUGUUCACGGCCGUGGUUACCAAGUGAUGCAAGCCCGCGCAAGAUGGGGCGCUAUCAGGCGGCCUACACGGGCAUGUGCCGGUGGUUCAUGGUACACAUGAUCAUUCCGGUGCAGAAUCAGGGUGGCUGGGUGCUGUACCUGCUGGCCAACCUCGAGGCCAUCAUGAAGGCCACGCACGGUCGAGAGCGGUUCAACCUGGUGCUCGUUGACUAUUACAGCGAUGACUUGGACGUUGAGCAAGCGUUGGCCCAGAGCACCUUGCCGCACUGGCAAAUUGUCCGAGUGGCAGGUCAAUUCUCUCGAGCCGAGGGGGUGCAACGCGGCCUGGAUGCUGUCGCAGCCAAGAUACAAGCCAACCCACGCGACGAGAUUGUCAUCUCUAGCGACUUGCACGUGCGCUUUCCUAUCGAUUUUUUCAUGCGCGUGCGCGAGAACACGCUCCGCGGCAAGACUGCCUACAACCCGGUGGUCCUGCGACUGGACUGCGAGCGUUAUGCCCAGAAUCCACAUGGCUACUGGGAAACAGUGGGCUACGGCAUCAUAGCGCUCUUCCUCAAUGACUGGCGCGCCAUUGGAGGCAUGAACGUACAAGAGUUUCGCUCACAAUGGGGAGGCGAAGACUGGGAAUUGUUUGACCGCAUCAUCGGUCACGGGCUGGAGUGCGUGCGUGAUCGUGUUGAGGGCUUUUAUCACUUUUAUCACUCCAAGUCAGGCAUGUGGGGUGGGCAUAAUCCUUUGCUGCACCCGCACACAUAUGGGCUUUGGAUGCCCUCGUCCAUUGCCACGACGACGUCGGGAAACGUAGAGCAGCCUUUCCUUCUGCGCCUUGCAACCUGCGACUUUAUGUGA
This is a messenger RNA of Monosiga brevicollis MX1, 1764 nucleotides long. RefSeq lists its product as uncharacterized. The coding region runs from base 1 to 1764 and encodes 587 amino acids. NCBI's taxonomy places the organism in Eukaryota, Choanoflagellata, Craspedida, Salpingoecidae. The record is from RefSeq and is a predicted model, not a curated record. The transcript is spliced from 8 exons. Gene Ontology annotation, molecular function: acetylgalactosaminyltransferase activity. Gene Ontology annotation, cellular component: Golgi cisterna membrane.